Messenger RNA from Porites evermanni, 20756 nucleotides. NCBI's taxonomy places the organism in Eukaryota, Metazoa, Cnidaria, Anthozoa, Scleractinia, Poritidae. The record is from the annotation of a GenBank genome assembly.
AUGUGGCCUUUGAGCAAAAAGGGCAAGCCAAAGCUGACCAAAGAUGAUAUUGCCGGAAUUAGAAAAUUAUAUGGUAGGUGGCUAAAACCAAGAAAUGAUGUAACAUGACCACUGUCCCAAUAAGCGUUUUUAAGAUUAUCGAAAUUAUACUAUUUAUGCGUCCACAGACUUUACUUUUUUCCAGCGGGCACUAUAUUAUUCGCCAUCUGCACAUCUCGUCGCAUAAUACAUCUUUUUUCCCUCUUGCCCCUCUUGCCCCUUUUUUUCCCUCUUGAGGGGGUAGGGGAAGGGGGAGAGAUGUAUUAAGAGAGAUUAGCAUACGGCGAAUGUCAAACAGUCGAACCUCCCUGGUAAGCGACAGCCUUCCGUAGGCAACCACUUCUCCAAAACACCAAGCCCUACAGCUGGAACCGCUGUUAAACGACUACCCCAUGUAAUCAAGCAACCGCGACCACUAUAAGUGUCUAUAACUGUCCAUUGUUUUUAACCGCUUGUAAGCUGCACCGCUACUUGAUAUAAUGGGUCUGAUCUCUUUCCACGCAGUACAAAAACAAAAUGCCCUAAAUUAUUUGAGUGUCAAUGUAUUUAGCACGAAAGUACUAAUUGGAAACACUGUUUUAGGUCUCCUUAUACUGGAGACGGGACCACCAUUUUUCGCGGUCAUUCGAGCCACGCUAAGGUCUAUUCACGUGCAGUGCAAAGAGAGAACCUUCGUUUCUCAGUUAUUUUAAGACCCUGUGUAUCGCUCCGGUCCCGCGAUUCAAACCCGCGACCUCCCGCUCUGCAGUCACGGGUAACGUUCUACUGACUGAGCUGUACGUACUAUUCUGCUCCCAGUAUUCGAAGAACUUUUAGUGAAAAUAUGUUACUACACAUAAUAAUAUAUAGUAAUUGAAACUGUAUUCAAUAAAUUACCUUCCAUUAAAAUAAGUGAGUCCGUAACGGGUCAAAUUCUUGUAAGUAGCCACCUCCCGUAAGCGACCCCUAAGUCUUCACAUUUUGGUGAUCGCUUACAGGGAGGUUUGAUUGUAUUUUCCUUUUCGAUAAAGUUUCCAUUUUCUUACUUAGUAUUUUGAUAUUUGCACUGUCUACUUAAGACUUUUUUUUUUGUUCUUUUUCUUCUUCUAUGAUUCAGGUUGAUGCUCAUAAGGUCAAUUUCCAUUGGAACAGAUCUGUACUGAAUAAUUAACAUGAACAGGCAAAUGAGUAAAUAAAACGAGUUAACAUGAAACCUGUCUCCUGAUAUUUUUCUUCUUCUAUGAUUCAGGUUGAUGCUCAUAAGGUCAAUUUCCAUUGGAACAGAUCUGUACUGAAUAAUUAACAUGAACAGGCAAAUGAGUAAAUAAAACGAGUUAACAUGAAACCUGUCUCCUGAUCGUCUAUUACUUACUGAACAUUAGAAAUAAGGGGUAAAAAGAAAAAAUGGACGCAAAAAUUAACUAAUAAUUACAUCGCAAAUGAAAAUGUUAGUACAAUUAGGUAUGUGUAUAAUUAUGUAAGAAUGUUUUAGUUUUGGUUUUGUUUUGUUUUGUUUUGUUUUUUUUUCACGCGUGAUCCGGGAUACAUCAUAAACAAUGAAAAUUAAAUGGAUUUCGAACUGCAAUACGAAGAAGGCACUACUAAUUAUAACAGAAAUUAUGAACUGUUUUUUUCACUUAAUUUUGAAAGAGUCUGGUUUCUGAAUAUCAAUGCAAUUGAAAGGUUUUAAAAGGACUAUUAAUAAGGCCUAAAAUACUUUGGGAGUCCCCGUCAAAUAGCGAAUCUUCUAUUUUUGAGCAAUAAUUUUAAAAAAUAAUAAUUUCGUUUGUCGGACUGUUCUUGUUUAAACCACAAAUUGCAGCAGCCUCUUGCACAAUCUACGCACAAUUGUUACUAUUAUAAAAAUAUAUAUAUAUAUCUAUAAAUAUUUAAAUAGUACAUUAUUUGAAAAUAAAAAUAAUCUACCUUUAAGUGUUGUUGGGAUUACUGAAGAAGAUUUGAUGUAAUACUUAAGAGCAACUAACACUACUCUUGAAGUUAUUAUCAGUGAAGAGAUAUUAUCCGAAAAAUGUUUAUUUAAUUUUAAUAGCUGUAUUCCAAAUAAAUCGGCCACCAGAUAUAGAGUCCUUAACGAGGUCAUUUGGUCAAUAGCCAAUAAUUUUUCUUUUUUGAUUGAUUUAUUUUCCCACAAAAUUGAGCCACAAUGCUCCACUCCACGCCCCUUAAAGGCACUUUUUAACUGAAGUCUGUAGUAAAAUAUUGUCAAAAUAUUCACAUCGUUUUAGCUGAUGGUUGCUUGUCCGAAUUUUGUUUACAUAAGUAAUUAAAAAUUAUUAAACAACAUCGGUCUAUAACCUAAGUCACGUUCUCUGAAGUGUGCUGUUUAAACAGACAAGCAGCUGAUUUUAGCCCUUGCUUUUUAAAACAAGUGUGCUCGUGUUUUGUAUAUUCCAAAACUCUUCAAAAAACACUGACGGUAGCCCCCCGCCCGGGCCCCAUCCCUAGUUUCGCCACUGCCAGUCAUGAUCUGCUGAUGUAAUUGCCUGCUCAAUGUUUAUGCAGCCGCACCUAAGAACAUUUUCAAAGAUAAUUGUAUUUGUAAUUUACUGAAAAGUACAUGUCUCACUUAAUAUUUAUACAGCUUGAAAAGCUAAAAACAUAAAUAAAGGCCGAUGGUGUACUGGUUAUGCAGUUAACUGAAUGUCACACUAGUAAAGAUGGUUGUCAUCUUGGUAAUUGUUUCGUUUCUCUUUCUAAAUGCUGCCGUUUGUGAGGAGGAUGAAACCGAUUUCGCAUUGGUAGGUUAAACGUAUCCCUUUAGUGUUACAAAUCAGAAAGAUAGAAGUUUUGAGACUUAGAAGUUACUAUCAUUUUGUUUCUGAUUAUUCAUUACCUUACUAAGGUCGGUGAAGCACGGCUAGUAGAGUAGUAGUUUUCGUUCUAGAUCCAACAAAAACACUUAAUAUGAUAACAAAUUAGAGCAUUAUUAUUUAACAGCCUUAUAGCCUAUUGGUUCAAUUGGGAUUUUAUUUUUCAUAAACUACGCUGCGAUUAGAAGAGAAAGGAAGUUCAUCAUUGAAUAUGUUGUGUUAUAAAAUCGCUGAGUCUGUUUUAACCAUGCGAUUGGUCAAUUUGCGGUCCGUAACUUGCUUUAAGGACCAAAAUUUUUUAAAGAAAAUGCUCAUUUCGGAGGACUAAAUCUCUUUACCUCGGAAAAAAUGUUUAAAUUAAGUUAUAAGACGCCUGUCAACCUUGAGGACUUGCAUGUUGACUUUGGCCUUCAACAUUUUAAACUGUGUUUAUUUGUGAACGAAGUCGAUGAAGAAACUAACUCGUAAUCUUAUCGUAGAGGAUUCUAGUCAGUGUAGAAGACACUAAGAAGACGAAAAUCGACUGGCAGAGAUUCGAGACGUUUUGCCUAAGAGAAAAUGAGUAAUUCCUUCAACAAAUAUGAUAACAAACAUACCUGCACCCGAUCAUCUUAACAAGCUUCUUUGCCAUUUAUUUGCAGUGUUUUUUCAAAGACCAACUAAGGAAAAAUAGAAGCGAGUUCGAGGCAGACACAAUACUGUCCAGUUUUCAAAAGACUCCAGCGUCACAUUAACGAGUGAAUACUUACAAUGUUCUUAGUUUCCACCGAAUAAACUUUGAAAUAUGUAUGUAAACCCUGAGGACUGGGAUGUUGACUUUGUUGUAGAAAAUGAAUCGUAACCUUACCGAGGAAGAGAAUUCUAGUCAGUGUUUGAAAAAAUUAAUUUUAACGCAGAUCACAAUUGAAGACGAGAAUGGACUGGCAGAAAGAGAAGUUUUCCCAAAAACAAUUAACGAGCGAAUCCAGUUCGACAAUUACAACAAACUUACCUUGAGAAGCUUCUUUGCCUUUUGCAGUGUUUUUUCACAAGGACAAACGGAGGAAAGAUGGAAACGACUUCUAGACAGACACAGGGUCCGGUUUCAAAAAUACUCGGUCCGUAAUUUACAGUACGGACCGAAAACUCGGCUAACAAGAGGUACUUAUCUAAAGAGAGGUAACACUCCUGAAAAAAUUUCCAACAUUGCUCUUAUGCCUUUUUUUUCCUUUCUUCCGGUUAGAAUUACCUCACCAACUUUGGCUACAUAUCCAAAACCCGUUCGGGAAAUCACGAUCCUAAAACUGCGAUUAAAGGUUUCCAGAGCUUCUUUGGUCUACCUCAGACAGGGGAACUUGAUGACGAAACAAUAUACCAAAUGAAAAAGCCACGUUGUGGAGUCCCGGAUGUUUACAACGAAAAUGGAAGAGUGAAACGCUCACCGUAUCCAGGCACUGUAAGAAAAUGGAGACAGACUUAUUUUACGUACUUUGUGUACAAAGGAGAAGAUCUUCCAGAAUCUGAGCAGCAACGAAUCUUUGCCAAGGCCUUUAACAUCUGGAAAGCUGCUGCACCAAGGUUAAGGUUUACCAGAGAAAAGACUCAGGAAUAUGAACCAACAAAGGCUGACCUGAAAAUCAGGUAGAAUUUUCUCUUUUCUUAGGUAAUGCCAAUAUCAAUUAUUUAGUAAUAUCUUGUUUUAUCAUAUAACUGAAUCCGCGGGCGGGCAAGGUGAAGCGACUUUUGUUUUCUGAUUGGCUACUCGAGCGAUCAAAUUAAGAUGGGGUUAUCUGGCCCGCACGAAAUCUGUGAUUUGUGAUAGGUGGAUUUCGAUCCGUUUUCUGUGUUUCUCGGUUCGUUGCUUUUGAACGUCAGAGUUCGGUCGCGUGUUUUUGAAGAAGGCAGUAAGUUUUACCUUAAUAGCUUCCGUUUCUUAUUUUCCUUAUCCUGAAACAUGGAAAGUUUAGAUUGUUCCCGUGGAGCUUCCAAAUCCAUUGCGGAAGAAACACAGAUAUGGGGGGGGGGGGGGGGGGGGGGAAAAAGGAUGUGUUAGGGGUAGAAAAAAACAACAAACCACAAAAAUUUUUUUCAAAACAUAAACAUGUCUGUUUUUUUUUAAACACUGUAAACACACGUUUUCCUUUAAUUGGGUUUGUUUUUUUUUGUUCUAUCUAUAGAAAAAGGUGUCGUUUAUGAUCAGCUCGAGAGAUGAAGAGGGAGAGAAUGGGAGAGGAGGGGGGGGGGGGGGGGGGGGGGGGGGGGGGGGGUGAAAACGGUUUGAUUGACGUUACAGAAAAACCCAAAAUCCUGAAACGUUUUUGACAACAUAUAUAGGUCGCUUGUUAUCUGAAACAGCUGUAACCAAGCUUGUUCUGUCCAGAUGGGUUAUAAUUGGUCUUGUUUUUUCUUCUUUCCCUUUUUCUUCUGUUUAAAAUGAACCUGGGCCUCCUCUAAGUUCAUAAAAACGUAAAAAAAGAACUUGGCCGAUAUUAGCCAACUUGACCUCCAGCUUGGUCAACAAAGUAUAUGUUUCUAAAACAAAACGUCUUAAAAAGCUAACAAUUACUUUUAAACUGUUGUUUAGGUAUUUGCCAAGCACAUCACCUAAUACAAGUAGAUUAAUGCUUGUUUUCUGAUUCAUGGUCUGUGUUGCUAAUAUUUUCAAACAUUUUUACGAAUAUGUAUAGUUAUGUUUUAACUUACGGUUUUCCGUUUAUUUUCCUGUGAUAUACAAUCAGUUUUGGCAAGGAAAGGCAUUCUGGAACUCCGUUUGAACCUCGCUGCACAACCGUUUUCGAUGGCAAAGGAGGCAUGGUAGCGCACGCUUAUGCCCCGCGGGAAGGGCGAAUCCAUUUUGACGACGACGAAAAAUGGACUGAGAAGGGUGGAUUUUGGAGUAGAUCACAAAGCUUGCUGUUUACCGCGGUCCACGAGAUUGGCCACGCUCUGGGUCUCAACCACUCCAACAGAAAAGACUCCGUUAUGUGGCCAGAAGCCCAGAAAGGUGUUCCUAAGCUUUCUAGUGAGGACGUUAGAGCAAUACGGCAGUUGUUCAGUAAGUCUGUUGUUUUCUCUCUCUCAAUUUAGAUGGUUGGAUGUGUUUUCUGUGCCUGAUGUUGUCUGAUUGACCAUGACCUAGCCAAAAAGUAAAAUAUGAACAGGUACACCUCAUCAGGAAUGGCUGUUUUGGAGUUGUAAAUCGUCAUAGACAAAAAAAUAUAUAAUAAUGGAAACGGUUCCUUGAUAGAAUUCAGUGAAAGUCCCAAAACUGGAUUUUUUUUUUCUUUAAUGGCUUAAGACUUUUAUUAAUAAAAUGAAGCACUUGAACAUUCAUGUGCCCAUCUCUUUUCACAAGACUGAAAAUAGAUGACAUUGUAACAAUGAAAAAUCAAAGUGGGAGUUGCAGCACAUGUUGCAGCCUGGGUCUGGGAUACAGAAUUAUUUUCUACUUUCGAGAUUUAUUCAAGUUUUCUUUCUUGAUUUAGUGAGGGGUGAAUUGUGCCAAUGCUUUCUUUUCGCUUCCUGCCUUUUUUUUGCUCUCAUUGAGCGACACACUUCUUUAACAUAGAUGUAUGACGUUCUGUAAGUUGUUACGGUCAUAUUUUGUCUUACUUUAAAGUGCCCAUAGCCUAAAAUUUUUCAUUUUCUUAUCUGAAACUAUACCUUAUUAAAAUUUCUUCUGCGAAAAAAUUUUGCGGUUUGAGCAAAACGCGAUUUUUUUUACCAGUUUUUUAAAGUCUACAUUUUUGCGGUACAUCCGCGACGCUGGUCACGCAAACUAGCAGGCUCACAUAUGACGUCAUGCGACGUAAAUUAAGGACCUCGCAUUACCUUGCCUUCAACUGCUUUACACAAAAAAAGAUCAAUUACAAGAAAGGAUUGACUCACAACGUCUUCGCAAGAAGAAAGUUUUUCUGAGACAGAAAAACCUACCAGAACUCUUGAUGUUUUCCUGUCAAUAAAGCCACGUGUUCCUUAAAGUACGUCAUAUGACGUCAUACUCCGAGAGAAGACUAAGACGAAUGGUGUGCCAAAAUGGCGGCAAAUUUGAACGUUUUUAAAAAAAUUCUAAAAAAAUCGUCUUUGGUUCAAAUCCCAAUUUUUUUCAGCGGAGGUUAUUUUAAUAAGGUGUAGUUUCAGAUAAGAAAAUGUAAAAUUUUAGGUUAUGGGCACUUUAAGUUACCAACAGUUUGUUUUUCCUUUCAGAUUAACGCUGAUGUUGGUGUAAUCGAGAGUACUGAGUUUGUUAAAGCGAAUCAUACUACUAACAAUGAGUUUAAAUAAAGAAGUUUAAAGAAGAAAAAAAAAUUGCAGAUACUUUGUGUAUUGGUCCUUGAUAGCUAUAGAGAACAAUUAGACAGAGAGGGAAUCUUAGGGCGUUGGCGAAGGAUAUGAGAAUUUCACUAAAGUUAUUUUGAGAAGCUGUAAUCAAACGGAAGACCAAUUCCUGAGACGUCCGCAGUCCACGCGCGAUUGUCUCAAGUAAACAGUGCCGAAUAUUGCAAUGGUUACUGCUGAAUUCGUUCUUAAAAGCACUGAAUAUAAGUUUGCAGACCUCUCCAGAAACCAACCUCCGAUUAAUUUUAAGCGUUAAAUUGGUCUUAAGACUGGGCGUUUUCCCCUACGGUCCCAUUACUAUUUAUUGAUAAUUAUUUUUUUCCGAUGCACAGUUAACCAGUCAAGCAACGAGAGGGACGUAGUUGCGGGCGCUUACCUGAGUGGUUGUUGGGAGAGCCGAGUGGUGGGCAGGGUUAUGUUAAAGGCUUUGUUUUCUGGAUAGUUGGCUGUUGAUUGUAUCUAAAAAGCUACAAUAUAGCAGUUCAGGACAAAAAUGUGUGACCUGAUAGAAAUAUGAAAUUAAUUGCCAUGAACGUGUAACAAUAGAGCGUUUUCAGUCACUUGGCUAAUAGCUAUGCAAAUCAAUGGAAAUAAAAGAUGGUUUUUGCAUUAGAAAAAACAAUUCUUUUACCGCAGGACUGAUUUGAACAUCAACAUGUCCGCCGUUUCGUUGUUUUGGGACACCAAUAUGGUGGACGUGACAUCAUUUGAAAACUCGCUGUAUACAGGCGCCCAGUAACAUAAAGAAGCCGAUCUUAGCCUUCUACGGCUUCGUGUGGUCCAGAACAUUUGGAGGAAUUUAUGGUUUUUAUUGUGUUAAUAUUACUUAAAGCUUCCUCCAAAGGCGUUCCUCCAAUAGUAAUUAAAAAAAAUGGUCGUUAACUUUUCGAAAGGGCCAAUCUAAAGCAUGCAACACAACAGUCUACACUCGGCUGUGAGUGAAUAGAAAAACAAAACUAAAGAAAAAUAGGUCAGGAAUCUUCCCUGCCUAUUUCAGAGGAUGUUCUCAAUUGUUACUUGCUUAAAAAAGAUUCUUAAACAGAUGCAAACCCAAAGGACAGACGUUUUUUUUUUUUUUUUUUUUUUUUAACAUCCCCGGGUUUGGUGGCGUGUAAAAAGGGAUUUUUUGGUUAAAACAAAAAAAAAUACUUUGGCCCCGAUUAUUAGAACCCUUAGAAAAGUAGAGUGAAUGUGGUUGGGUUCUUCUUAAAACGCAAUUUUUUUUUUUUUUUUUUUUUUUAACAUCCCAGUGUUAGGUUGCGUGUAAAAAGGGUAUUUGUGGUUACAACAAAAGAAAUGACCUUGUCACCAGUACUUAGAACCUCUUGAAAAGUCAGCUGAAAGUGGUGCUCCUUUCCUCUAACUACAGUGUAUAAGGAGGCAAACCGUCUGGUCGAUGGCAUUCCGUCCCACCCAAGAUGAGAGGGGAAAAAACAUGCUUUUGUCGAUUCCACACGAUCAAUUUCCUUUUAAAGCGAAGUGAAGAGUGAUCGUAUUAACACGAUAAUUUUAUCAAAUUUAAUAUAUUGUCGCAUUUAUCAUUUAAAUUACGCAUAUAUGGGAUCAUCGCGACAUAAAGCAAUACACUGAAAGUGUGCGAUAUUACAAUGAGGCCGCAGCUAUAUUGUUAUAUUUCAUUCAACUAAUUCAAGGAUCAACAAUUGACAAAUGGUUCAAAAAUUUCUUUCGUUGAUAACCAGAAAGGUGUUACAAUGCUUUGUACCUUCGUGGCUUUCUCUCUUGUCCUGAUAAACAGUGUAGUAAGUGAAGUUGACCCUGACGACGAGAAAUUUGCUACGGUAAGUCAAAACACCAGGAAAGAAUAACGCCUCUUGGGUUGUUUACAAAUACACGUAUACGUAUGUAAAGACAAAGGGGGUCAGUUUCUGUCUUGAAAUUGAACGUACAAUAGAUCGAGUUAUUUUCAGGGAAGAGUGUUUUUCAGAAACUAGAUCGAUCUAGAGUCGCACAAAUGCUUCCUCCCAAUACGACUUUCCAAAACAGAGGGUUCCACUAUUCAAAUUCCUACAGAAAGUUAAUGUCCUAAAAUAAUUCGGAAAAAAAUAAACAUAUAAUAGCCAACGAGACCAGAUCAAAGAUAUCAUCAAGAGCGAGAGCAACAGUGAUUAUCCAUUACUUCAAAUAGCUCUUUAUGACGUUUAUACUAGUAUCAUACAGUCUGUGAGAAUCAAUGAACUCACCCCUUAAUUACAACCUAUAGUAAACAUUUAAGCAAAUUACGAGAGCUCUUAGAGUUUUGUAAGUGGUGUUUCUACCUCUUGUUCUUUUGGGCGAUGAUCUGUUUUUCUCGAACCCUCAUUUAUCCUACGAGUGAAACACCAUUGCCUAAAGCCUAAAGCAGUGGGAAUAAAGGACUAGACUCUCGCCAUGUAAGAAAAUCCAAGACAGUCUUGGAAUUCUGGAUUCCACGCCGUGGAUUCCAGAUUUCAGGAACUGGAUUUCAGUCUUUGUCAGUGGAACUUGGAUUCUGGAUUCCAAUCGUUAGUGGAAUUCUGGAUGCCUUGAGCUGUAUUCCAGACUCCAAAGCCCAGGAUUCCGGACUCCACAAGCAAAAAUUUCCCAGAUUCUGGAAUCCGGAUUCCCUUUCAUGGGGCGAAUUAGAUCACCGUGCCCUUUGCACUCAUAAUGAAUUCUACUGAUAUUUUACUUUCCCGAUCUAUCCGUGUAAUAGAAUCUAAGUCUGCAAGAACCAGCAAGAAAUGAUAUUUUUUUAUACAUUUUUUUUCUUUUCAAUCUAUGUUGAUUAAACUCUACGAAAUUUAUCCAAUGUGCAUGAUUGUAUUUUUAAGAAGAGCUAGAGUGCAGAGUUUUUAUUCGCCGUUUUUAUGCGUGGGUUAUAUACCUGAAGGAAGAUUUCGUGAGCCUGAUUUCGCACUCUAGUGUAGAUCAUUCCAUUCCUUGGCGCAGUAUGUUUUUCAAAUUCUGCCGAUUUUCUUAUAUGUUUAAGGUAAUUUUGAAGCAUAUUCUUUAAUACGAAAUAUCAUGAAUAGGAGUUAGCAUUUAACUACCGUUUGCAGUGCAUGUCAUAAUGUCUUCGUGUUUGUUUGGCUUUACUCUUUUAGCUCGAUAUUUGAGCUUAUAAAGGAUAAUAAGGUGCAUAUAUUCCUUUUGCAAACCAACUCAUAUAUUGACUCAUAAUUACAAUCUGACCUUCAAUAAAGUUCUAAAAAAGUUUGAACUUUUUAAUAGAAGCAUCAAAACAUAACACUGAACCAAUAUUAACCAAGGCUAUUUUGAGCCACAUUUUUUGGAUAUUGCAUGUACCCUUAAGAUGAAAAGUGUUUCGGAAAAAAAAUACCAUUUAAAGCGACUAUCCAAAGUUAUUAUCAUAAUUGUUACAUAUAAAGCAUCUACUUUUAGCCGAAGCAACUAAAUGAGGAGUUGAAGAAAACUUAAGGACCCAGCCAAACUGUCAGACAGGAACGUCCAAUCUCGUUUACUGAAGGUCAUUACUGAAUUUGACAGCCAUUUAAAUUUAUAACAGACAUUUAGUAAUUCAUAAAAAUUAGUCAGAGCAAACCAAGUCCAAUGGAGACAUGAAAAUCAGAUCGUCAUUGCCAAAAGGCUUUGCAAAUUGGCCUUGAUUAGUUAUCGAAUUACUUAGUGGCAUCUGAGCAGUUAUACACAGGGCUCUAAACAACUAUUAUCACUACACACGGCGAAAUGACAAACUACCCUCUCUGAAACGCUCCUUUUCGCGAGCCAAACGGCAAAGUGCGGACUGUAAAUGGAAUUUGCAGCCCGCAACAUGAUUUAAUGUUGCAAAAUAUAUUUCUUAUGAAAUAAAUUUCUACGAUUUGGCCUUGUAUAUUGACACUAAUGAUAAUCAUAUGACUUUUGGAGGUCAUAUAGUUUAAUUGUGUCCCGAUGUAGCAUCAUUUGCAACUAUAUGCCCUCAAAAAGUCACGUACUAUAUAUAUAUAUAUAUAUUUUUUUUUUUUUUUUUUUUUGAGCAAACGGUUUAUUUAUCUGAAAAAUUCAGCAAAAAUUUUUUAUUAACUGUGUUUUGCCUUUAUCACAUCCCCUUUCAUACAAUUUAAAAUUAUUACUAAAUUAAGGCGAGGAGAUCACAAAAAAUAAAAAAAAACAUGAUACCAGUGGAGAAUUUUUGUAAAAAUUAAUGGACAUGUAUAUGUAUUUUAUUGUGUUUAAAGUUGUGCUCCUCCCGUGUUUUCUUUUGAAAUAAAUUUUUUCGGUUUGGCCUUUUUUUUUUUUAUUUAUUAUUAUUAAAUUAAUUUUUGGGGUUAUUUAUUUUUAUUGUUUCCCCAUUUUAUAUUAUUUUUAAAUUUAUUCCCUUAAAAAAGUCCGUUCUUUUUUUUUUUUAUUAUUUUUUUUUUUUUUUUUUUGAGCAAACGGUUUAGUUAUCUGGAAAAUUCAGCAACAAUUAUUUAUUAACUGUGAUUUGCCUUUAUCACAUACCCUUUCAUACAAUUUAAAAUUAUGACUAAAUUAAGGCGAGGAGAUCCCAAGAAAUCAAAUUGAAAAUGAUUACAGGUGAGACUUUCUGUAAAUAUUAAUGCACAUGUAUCUGUAGUGGUUCAAUUUUAUAGUUGUUUUAUUGUAUUUUUCUAUGUUUCAAGUUGAUUGUCAUACAUUAACAAACCCCAAAACCGAAAACAAGGAGAAACAAAAACGGUGAGCUCCAAGGAUAAAAUGAAUCCGCAACACAUGUAUUAAUAACCGCGUUAUCUUUCUUACUUUAGGAGUACUUGAAGUUUUACCACUACAUCUCACCAACAGACACCGGUAACCACAACACCACAUUAGCUAUCGAGAAGUUCCAACGAUUCUUUGGCUUGUCUAUAACUGGUACCCUUGAUGACGAGACUUUAGAAGUUAUGCACAAACCCCGUUGUGGAGACCCGGAUGUAAAUGACGCAGGCACACGCGUGAGACGGUACGCAACCAGGGGCAUAUGGAAUAAACAAAACCUGACCUAUUAUUUGUCGUAUGGGAAAGAUAUGACGCAUUCUGAACAAUCACGAAUCUUUGCCAGAGCCUUUAAAUACUGGAGUGACGCAGCACCAACUUUGAACUUCACUAGAACCUAUAACCCUAACACAACCGAUAUAAAAAUCAGGUAGGUUUGUGAUUUAUUAUUGAUAAUGAAGUUCAAAUAAAACGCGCCCGCUUCUGAUUGGUUGAAUAAGAGCGCUUUAUGAGAGUACAAGACAUGAAGCUAAAGCUGUCUCGCCAUCUGCCAAUAAUUUGUUCUGAAAAUUAGAAAGUAAUGCGGCGUGGGAAAUUUGUAUAGGUAAUAGCAUGAUUCGUAGUGAUAUUUGACAAAAAUACCACGAGUGAUCAGUAUUUAAAAAUUGUUAUACGUAAUUUGAGAAAAUUUUGAAAUGUCACGAGUGGUAUUUGUGCCAAAUAUCACGUACAAAUCAUGCUAUUAAUAGUUUAUACUCCUACCCGUAGAAGGUUUGUAAUUUUCACAUGUAGGCAUUUCAAAUUAAGCUGAAAUACCACUGCUCUUAGCCAAUCAAUUUGCAGAAAUUUCCCAUGUAGUAGUAUAAAAGAUGAAACAAAAAGGCUGGGAACAGACUAGUAGAGUACUUUUCGAGCUCUAGCCACUCCAGCCACUCCAAGUGCAUGCGUUAAAAUAGAGCAGAGCACAGUCAAGGCUUCCUUAUUUGUUAAUCAAACUUUAAGUAGCACUUUUUCUCACCCUUCUCUUCCCUCUUUGGUUCUAAUGUACCCAAAUGGGAUGGUAGGUGUACCCUCUCCUUUGCUCAGUUGUAUAACAUAUAUAUGUAUCUGGGCUUUCUCGGCUUUUUACACAUGCACGAAAUGAUCGGCCACUAUGGUGGCCAAAUUCAUCCCAAAAUGGAUUUGUACUUGUUUCCAUCCCAGUACACAGAGCUCCCCAAAGCGAGAACCCUCCACCAUCAAUAUAUAAUUGACCUAAUAUAAUUUGUGUAAAGGAACAUCGAACAUAAGUACCAUAUUUUAUCAUGAAUAUUGUAGGUCGAUAAAAUCUCACAUUCGGGGUUUAAGAGAGUGAAGGAGGGGGGAGGGGGGGUUGGGGGUUGGCGUCACCCACACCUAUUGUUGUUGUUUCGGAUUUCAUCCAGAUCUUUACUUAUUGUUCUAAUCAUUAAACACAUUUUGACAAAAUCUUUUGACCACCGCUAGCAUGGUAACGACAUAUGACUUCCUUAGUAGUAAGAGUUCAUGCUCGCAGGUUUGCUCUUUUUGCUGCAAAAAUAUUUAAAAAUAGCAUCAACGAAGAGUAGGAAAUUGUUGCUGUUGUUGUUUUUUUUUUCCAUUUUUUCAUAUUUUUUCAUUUUUGAUGAUGAUGAUGAUGAUGAUGAUGAUGAUGAUGACGAUGAUGAUGAUGAUGAUGACGAGUUUCACCGAUAUUUUAAAGAUAUGUAUACUGAUACAUCACUGCCUUAAGUGUAUAAUGGGACUACGGUACGCUUGGUUACCACCGGACCACUGUUUUAACAAACGAACACAUCAAUAUUGACUUCAUUAUAAGUUUACUUGGAUAUUAACGAAUAUUUUUUUCUUCUAAAGAUUUAGACAAAAGAACGUUACAGUUCUUUGAAAGAAGAUUUAUUAGCUCCCCCCACCUCGAUUGAGAUACCUCCCUUCAAUAAGCGCCCUCCUCUUAGACGAAAUUCAGUAUCGAGGCGACUGGGUGCUUAUUCGAGAAAAUACAGCACAGGCACAAUAUGGUGUGAUGUAUUUAGUUUUAAUUUUCAUAUAUCAAUUGCAUUGAAUCUAAACCUUUGCAGCUUUGGACGAAGACGACACGCUGGAGUCCCAAAUGAAGGAAGUUGUCCUUACCCUUUUGAUGGACCAGGAAGGGUCAUUGCGCACGCUUUUUUCCCUCUUCCAAACUUUUUUAGGCGAGGUCGAAUCCAUUUUGAUGACGAUGAAACGUUUACAAAGUUUGGUAAGCUAAUAUAUCAUAAGUUACUCGAAUAUUCUUAGACUGUGGAAGCCAACAACAACAAAAAAAAAAUUAUUGAAAAUUGGAAAUAUAACCAAUUACAUUACUCUCCCACCCGCAAAUAGCUUAUAAUUAAACCAAUCGAGGCGGGGGGAACUGAAGACGUAUUACAAGUACAAGGUUUAUCUAUAGAUGGACUAAAUAACAGUGACGACAGUACCAUUAUUAUUACUAUUACUAUUUAAUUUGUAUGAUGUUUGUGAUGCCGAAGUGUGGUAAUGGUUUAAAAAUAUAGCUAGUAACUAUUGCAGAGAUGGCAUCUGUUGGAAGGUCCCUUUGAUAAAUUACGCGCUCUUUACAGGUUAUUAGGUAUCAGAGGCGGAUCUAGGGGAGGGCGCAGGGGGUGCGCACCCCCCCCCCCCCCCCCCACCCAAGACGACCUGCGGUUUUCUAAUACAACUGAUAUUCUGCAGUAGAAGCAAGAUUCCGAAGUAGAGCAAGAGACGAGUGCACCCCCUCCUAAAAAAAAUCCUGGAUCUGCCCCUGGGCAUUUUACAAAUUUUAAAACGUGUUCUUCUGAAUAAAGUUUCAGGGUUUUGGCAGGACAUUUUUUCCUUGAAAAACUCAUUUAUACGUGGAUAACAAGAAAAACCAUCGUACAAAAUCAACUAUAUAUCGUUUAUCACUAAAACAUUUAAAUAAAUAUAUGAUCUUCUCCGUUGUAAUGGCAAACUUGGGGCUAAAUUUUUUUCCAAGUAGUCAAUUUGCAAUUGCUUAAAUUGAAUCAUUUGCAGUUGCUACUGCAACAAUCACUUAUUCAUUCAAAUUUGUCUUAACGCAGUUCACUUUAUCCGAUCUUCAUUCUAAGUACGAAACACUUUUUUUAAACUUUGAAUGUAGGUGGUAAGUCGUCUGGUUGGUUUUGGUACCGACGACGAACCAUAGGGCUCCUUUACACGGCGGUGCACGAAAUAGGUCAUUCAUUAGGCCUUAUGCAUUCCGAUGUAAACAGCGCGGUUAUGUGGCCCAUAGCAAAGUCGGGCAAACCAGUCAUGGACCAGGAUGACAUUGAUGGGAUAAACGCUCUUUAUGGCGGAGGAGGAGGAGGGGUAAGUAAAUAGACUGGGUAGGAUGGGUUAUGGUUAGGAUUAGGGUUUAGGGUUACGGAUUAAGGUUAGGGUUAGUGUUAGGGUUAGGGUUGGUGUUAGGGGUUAGGAGUUUGGGUUAGGAGCUACCUGAAUCGCUUCAUAAGUCCCUGAGUUUCAUCUGGCACCGAAACAAUCAGGCAACUUUAAAAAAAUGAAUUAGAAUAGUUCCCAUCUCAUCAGAAAUCCUGUUGUAAUUAUAUGGCAAAAUUCAUCGUAUCGACUGAGAAAUAAACAACUAUACAAUUUCCCCUGUUUUAGUACUUAAUUUUGUUCUCUAACAUUUGACUGAGGGAAUGAGAGUUAUACUAAGAACUCUACAAAGUCGAUUAUUCUUUUUUGUUGAUGAUUUUUGUUUGUUUGUUAGUUGUUGUUGUCGCUUUCAGAGUCACAUCCGACACGUUUGACCGAAAUGGAGUCUUUUCGUCUUUUUUAGGAUGACGCUUGAUGUGCUUUAAAUGGGUUGAGAAGAAUCAAGAUGUGUUGCUGGGGACGACGUGGCUGUUUAACUUCUAGUCUCCUCGUAUCGAAGAUUUCUAAUUAAACACUGCUGAGUUUCUUAGCAUGCUAGCCGCUCCCUUUAGAGCUCGCCUAUACGGUACAAUCCUUGGUUCAAAAACUGUUGGCAGCUUGUUAUUCUCGUGGUACAAAACCCAGUUGCCGAUCCAGACCUUGUCUCAUUUUUUUUUUUUUUUUUUCCUUCGAGUCCCCGUUUGGUUUAAAAUUGGGGGGGGGGGGGGGGGGGGCCCCCCCCCCCGCCCCCCCUAAACACCCGCGCAAAGGGGAGCAAGGGACGGCCUGGGGGCGCAAACAAAAAACAAACAAAACGCUUCUUUUGAGCUGUCGCGUUGUGGUAACAAUCUUGGUUUAAACGCUGUGGUGUUUUUUUUUUUUCUGGUGGUAAAACCCCCAUUUCCUGUCCCAUCCUUUUUUUUUUUUUUUUUUUUUCGGCCCUGCGCGUCCCUUUUUUUUUUAAAGGGGGGGGGGGGGGGGGGGGGGACUCCCCUGCAGCCGCCACUGAAACUACCGUGCAAGUUGAAGCAAGGGACGCACUGGGGCAGAAAACAAAAACAACACAAAACAAAGAGCUCAUAGAAUUCGAAAUCGUAGUUUUUGUUUUAAUUUUCAUGUUCCAGUGCUUCUUUUGCUCUUCAACAUGAGUUUUAAUUUGUACCACGUGAAUGGUUACAUAUAGCUGCAAAAGGACCUUUUACGGGAUACAACUUAGAGACUCGGAUAGAUCAUUAGAUAGAGAGAUUAUUCGGAAAUUCGUAAGAAGGCCAAUUAUAUAUGUGGUCAACCGAUAAUAUUAAGAUAUUAAGGGUAUUGUAUUUUAAAAUUUAGAAAAUUUAAGUGUUCGUAUGGGAAAACAACAAAACUUUAUUUCUUUUUUUGGAUGAUAAUAGAUAAAUUACACUUACAGACUACUUGCAAAUAGCGAAGCUAAUCGAGGCAGGUAGUAUGAGGACGUAUCACAACACACUUAAAUUUCAAUAUUUUAUACAAAGAAAGUUACAAGAUAAUAAAUAUGGCAUUACAUAUUAAAUACAAUAAUUACUAUAAAUAUGUUAAUCAUAAAUAAAUAAGAGACUAGAGGAAUGAUAAAAAGACGUAGGAUUACCGCCUUACGAAGUCUCAAGCGCUGGGAAUAUAAAUAAACCGUUCUCGACCGUCAAGCGGGUGGACUAGCGACUACUGACAUGACAAGUCAAGUAUUUUUGGUGUUUUCCUCUUAUUUAAAACUCGAUCGCUCCUACGAGUUUAAAACCUUUAAAAAUCGUAGUGCCACCAUAUUUUUUUACCCCUUUCUAUCUUUCGUAUUUUUGAGUUUGUAUACCAUAGAUUUGUAUCCCAUAAUUUUUAUAAGAAGAGUCGCGUGACCCCAGGUAAAAAAAGGCCCUAAGUGCCCAUGAACUUAAGUCACCUUUCGUGUAUUCCUUAUUAAUGUAAAGUACGAGGCGUAACGUUAAGGCGUAGUUUUAAAGUUGAUAGAAACACUCCGGCUCAAUAGGCCUUUUUCAAGAUAGCGUCAUUUUACUCACCAGAGUCCUAUUCGCUUUUCCUUCAAGUUCAUAUUAAUUUUGGUACAUAGCAAAAGUCUUAAUUUGCACACCAAAGCAAAACCCUGUAGGAUAUAUUCUGGUCGUAGUAGCAAAAAUGAUGUCAUUGUGAAAAUGGCAUGUAUUUAACUCUAUGGAACAUACGAAAUACACUGAUUAACAACAUCCCUCGUCGAUUUUAAUUUUCUGAAAUCGAACAUGCAAGCCAAAUUAGGAAAAAUGCGCUUAAUACAAAAACGAUGAACUCUCGUUCUAUUCUUUGUCAGGCUUUUUACAUCGAAUGGAAAACCGUGUCUCACUGACGAAGUUUGACUUAAGUAGCAAACUAAUAAGUAUGCGUGAAUAAAUGCGUUUGUUUUCAUUUUGGUGGAUUUGUUCAUGUUAAUAAUCUUUAUUAUCAUUCCAUGCAAUUUAUUCUUCCUUUUCAUAAGCCCAAAGCCCACCUCGUGACCUGCAAAUAACUGCCAUCAAAUAAUGGUCUGCUUAUGCGCAAUGUCGCCCAUCUGUGUUUGGGCUAUGCGUAAACGAAACAACGCUUUCUCUGUCUUGCGAUCGUUCUUGAGUGAAAAAAGGCCGAUCGCUCUGCUUUCCAAAGAUAUUCAUAAAAAAAAAAACAAACACACAAACUUGGUGAUCGAAUGAUAAAAAAUUAUUAAAACUCGGUUAUCACAAAAUAUCAUGAUUUGUCAAAGGUGAGCAGAUCAAUUAUUUGCCAAAGCCGCUAAGGGAAAUAAUUGACCUGCUCGCCACUGACAAAUCACGAUAUUUUGCGAUAACUGAGUUUUAAUAAUUUUCAACUAUUCUUUCAUCUUAACUUCAGCUAAUACCUCCUGAUUCAGUUUGUAACGGCUGACUCAACAGCCUUAAACAUUUUCUUUUCUUACGGGAGUGACUAUUUAUCAUUUCCAGUGAAAAAGAAUUUAGACACGUUGGCACGACUGUUGAAUUGUCCGUAAAAUAACGUUUCGGGCCAGGUUGCUCCCAUUUUGUAUGAACCGGAGCGUACUUCGAUCCUUAAAACUAUUUUUUAAUCUUCAUAAACAGUCACUUAGGCUUUCUUUUCUCGUAUUCCAGUUUCAACGUAGCUCUUAACAAUACUACAAACUUUUGAACUUCGCUCCAGUAGGUAGUUUAUAAUUGAAUGAACCGCUUUUCCCCUUUGAAGCCCGAUACAAAGUUCAGGUCUAGAUUAGCGUGUUGCUAUUAUUGACCCUUGCCUAACGUAAAAACGUGGUAUUGCAUCUUGCUUUACUAGCCAAUAUAUUCUCACCUGCAUUGUUUGUGUAUUAACAUGACUCCAGUGUUUACACCUAGAGUCAUGUUCAAAGAAAUUUCGUUACAAUUGACCGAAUCUGAACAAACAUAUAAAAGAACACAAUAAAUUGUCAUUUCAGUUCCUGCCUUCGAUCCUUUCCUUAAAAUAGAAGAAAGAAAAACCAACAUUUAUUUGUCAAUCCCUAGAAAUUAUUCUACUUCUUAUUCAUCCUCUUCAGUUGCUUUGUUUGCCUCAAUAAUACUUGUCUUUUCCUUGAAUAGCUGAUGAUGUCAUUUGAGACUUAGCAAAUUUGGCGUGAAUAGCAUUUCGCUGACACAGAACCUGUUUCUGUCACAAUCCUGAAACAUAUCAUGUUACAUGUUCUACACAGUUGAACUAAUACAGCUAUCAUCCACAAUCCCUGGCUAGCUUUCGAAUAGAAUAAAAGUUGAAUUUUAGUAGAAUAGUUGCAGUGAGACGGUUUCACCUUUGUCGUGGAGAACAUGCAGCUUGCUUUGCUAUUCCUUCCGCUACUGAUUACAGGGACUGCUCUUGGUGAGGCUGGAUGGGAAGAAGAUGAAGAAUACGAAGAGGAAGAAGAUGAUUCGCAGUUCGCUGAGGUAAUCGCCGAAACAGAUACUGCCUUGAUCCGGUUAAGCUUUAAACAAAAGAUAAACUUGGGCUGCCACCAAUUACAUGUAUCGUCGGAUAUUCAGACUAGAUCAUAUUCAAAAAAAUGUAGUUUCGUCUACUCAAUCACUUCCUAACAAUCUAGGUGAAAAUUGCCCCUUUAUACAUACCUACAAAAGUUAAACGAAAAAAAUUAAAUGCUUCGGUCAAUGUUUAGUCUCGCUCACAGUGAUGAAAAUUCGUUCCUCUCUCGUUGCUUGCAGAACUACUUAAGACAAUACCAUUACUUAUCAAACACCAGGUCAGGAAAUCAUGACAGUACCACAGCAAUAAAAAAUUUCCAGAAAUUCUUUGGACUCGAACAAACGGGAGUCCUGGACGAUGCAACUUUAAUGCAGAUGAGAAAGCCCCGAUGUGGAGUCCCGGAUGUAGAUGUUGGUGGAGGGCGCCGCAAACGUUACUCCACAGGUAGCAAGUGGUUCAAGACUGAUCUGAAGUAUUACCAGGAGUUUGGGGACGAUAUGUCACACGCUGAUCAGAUGAGGAUCAUAACCCGCGCUUUUAAAUACUGGAAGGACGUUGCACCGAGACUAAAAUUUACCAGAAUCAAUAAUCGAGGCCAAGCCGACUUUUGGGUGAGGUUAGUGGUCUCUUUGCCUUAUUUAAGAUCAAUAAUUGUUUAAAAUCGACUCAAUUUCGACCAGAUUAAAAAAAAAAGGGCUCAGGUCUUUGAAGACAAUCAUUUUUUUUUCUUUAACAAAAUCAAUAUCUAUAAAUUCCUUGCAAGUGCCCUGAAAAGAAAGGGUGUUUCUUUGGUUCUUAAGUGUUGGGAAACAAUUAAGGCCAGAUACUUGGAAUCGUGUUACAUGAUAAGGUUUAGUUCGUAGUAACAUGGAAAUUUCAAAUGUAAAUAUUUUUGUGACAACAGUUCUGAACCGUAUUUUUAACUCAUUUUCAGCAGUUUGAUACUCGAGUACUCCGCCGAGAUGGUUUUCCUAGUUUUUGAAUUAACUAAAGACUCUUCCAUUAGGACAACGCAGUAAUUUAGUUUCCGUUGUUCAUGAGGCUAACAAUUUCUGGUUAGCAAUACUGCAUCUGCUGCUAUUCGGUGAAAGUCCGAGUGAUUCGUUUAUUCUCAGUAAGCAUAUAUUCAUGUCCAUUAGCUUUGGACGCAAGACCCACUCUGGUGUACAGGGAGAACGUCAAUGCGGUUCCCCAUUUGAUGGACCAGGGAACGUCUUGGCGCAUGCAUAUUUUCCACCCGAUGGACGAAUCCAUUUCGACGAUGAUGAGCGAUACUCAGAGUUUGGAAGUUCGUCAGGGUUUUGGUGGUGGAAAAAGCAUACUUGGGGACUUUUGUGGGUAGCGGUACACGAGAUUGGACACGCAUUGGGUCUACAUCACUCUGAUGUUAAAGGCUCAGUGAUGUGGCCUACAGCAAGCAAAGGAGCACCGAAAUUGCACCAAGAUGACAUAAAAGGCAUAAGGUCGCUCUACGGUAAGUUUUCAAUCACUCAUCUCAUCCACCUCCUUGAUUUAGAAUUUUGCUCAAAUUCAUCAAGCGCUGAAUCUUACUAA